AUGAAGGCUUUCAUGGUUCUCGCCUUUGUUUUGGCUGCUCUUUUCAGCACAGUCUGCGCUCACAACAUCACGCACUCUACCACGACUGCUACAGUCACCAAGACGGUCUUCCACACCGUGACCACUUCAAUCAAUGUUGCCACUCUGCCUGGCCUUGCGCCUCAUGGCCCGGCCUUCGGUUCCUCCGCUUCUGCUGACUACGACCCCUCUUUCGAAAUGAAGAGCAUGGCUGUCCAGACCAUCGAAUUCACUUCCACCAUCUUCUCUACAGAGGUCGACGGUGUGGUCGUCACCUCUUUGAGCACUGUCGUUGCUCCCGUGACCUCUACCUCUACAGCCUUGCAGGGAGUCACCUCUACCUCUACAGAGUUCCAGGAAGUCACCUCGACCACUACCAAGCACGCCGGAACGACCAUCACCACGACUUCGGUGGUUGUCUCGGCUUCGACUCGCGCUGCCUCGAGCUCUAGCAUCUCCAUUGAACAGAACAUUUCGCAGAUGUUCGGUCUGAACGGCAGUGAGCAUGUGCAAGCCAGCCGCUGGUUAAUCAUCAGCGUGGUUGCCCUAGGAGUCGCCCACUAUCUUUUUUUCGCUCACCACUGA
Messenger RNA from Aureobasidium melanogenum CBS 110374, 603 nucleotides. RefSeq lists its product as uncharacterized. Bases 1 to 603 code for a protein of 200 amino acids. The transcript has 2 exons. NCBI's taxonomy places the organism in Eukaryota, Fungi, Ascomycota, Dothideomycetes, Dothideales, Saccotheciaceae. The record is from RefSeq and is a predicted model, not a curated record.